This is a messenger RNA of Elaeis guineensis (African oil palm), 2478 nucleotides long. RefSeq lists its product as uncharacterized. Gene Ontology annotation, molecular function: glutaminyl-tRNA synthase (glutamine-hydrolyzing) activity. The record is from RefSeq and is a predicted model, not a curated record. NCBI's taxonomy places the organism in Eukaryota, Viridiplantae, Streptophyta, Magnoliopsida, Arecales, Arecaceae.
GCCCCUGAAUUAUUAAGCGUUACAUAGAUGAGCUAGACGAGUUCGGUGGCGCGCGAUGGCUAGCGGCUCCGAAUUCUAGUCAACCAUCAGACGCGACAAAGAUAUUUUUAUAUAUAGCCCCAAAGGAAAACAUUCACCAUUCCAAAUCGGCCCUCUUGCGACAUUGCAUCCAAAAACGCUCACCCGUGGAACCCGUCGCCGGGCAGCAGCGCCAUGUGUCGCCGGUUGCGGCCACGUCGCGUCGUCUCGGUGCCCAUCAUCCUCUUAACCGCCGCCUUGUGCUCGCCCCCGACAUGGCGCUCACUGCCGGCAGCAACGGGGCAUCACUUCGCAAUGGACAGUAGGCAGACUCUUCAAGUGGAAGACACUACAAGUGAAGAAAAUGACAGUGAAGUUUCAAGAGUUAAGGAUGCUUUAAAGUAUUUCGAUGCCAAUUUUUUCAAUGAUUCAAAGGUGAAAGAAAUGAUGAAGGGUGCAAAAGAGUUUAACAUACCUGUGUUCAGAGCGAACCGUAGGCUGGUUGCUUCUGAAGAUGGAGGAUUGCAUAAUCCAUCAGUUUUGUUGUUCAAUUCAUCUUGGGGCAGCAAUGAAGCACCUUAUAACAAUAGAAAAUUCAACUAUUCCCCUUUGUAUGGGAUAAAGAGACCAAGCAGUGAAGAAGAUAUUGCAUUCAUGUCUGUACUUGAACUAGGAGAACUUAUUAGGACCAAGCAAAUCACUUCAUGUGAGCUUACUGAUAUAUUCCUUCGAAGAUUAAAGAGGUAUAAUCAUGUUCUUGAAGCUGUGAUUUCAUUUACUGAAGAAUUAGCACGCAGUCAGGCAAGAAAGGCAGAUGAGCUGCUGGCCCAAGGAACAUAUUUGGGUCCUCUUCAUGGAAUUCCUUAUGGACUUAAAGACAUUAUAGCAGUCCCUCACUACAGGACCACUUGGGGCUCGAAAACGUUCAAGGAUCAAAUUCUUGACAUUGAAGCUUGGGUCUACAAAAGGCUAAAGUCUGCUGGAGCUGUUCUUGUAGCAAAGCUUGUUUCAGGAUCACUAGCCUAUGAUGAUAUCUGGUUCGGGGGAAGGACCCGAAACCCUUGGAAUAUUGCUGAAUUCUCUACUGGUUCAUCAGCAGGUCCAGCAGCCAGCACAUCUGCAGGUAUGGUUCCAUUUGCAAUUGGCUCGGAAACAGCUGGAUCAAUUACUUACCCUGCUGCUCGUUGUGGAGUAACUAGCUUGCGCCCGACUUUUGGGACUGUUGGUCGAAGUGGUGUCAUGAGCAUAUCUGAGAGCUUGGAUAAGCUUGGUCCUUUCUGCAGAAGUGCCACAGACUGUGCUCUUAUAAUAGAUGCCAUUAGAGGAAAGGAUCCAGAUGACCCUUCGUCUCGUAAUGUUCCUCUUGAGGACCCAUUUCAAGUUGAUAUCAAAAAACUAACCGUUGGUUAUCUUGAAGAUGCUGAGAUGGAGGUUGUUCAUGUUCUUUCAUCGAAGGGUGUUAAUUGUGUUCCUUUCAAGCUAAAUUACACAGUUGAAUCAGUCCAGGCAAUUCUCAAUUUUACAAUGGAUGUUGAUAUGCUGUCCCACUUUGACAAGUGGCAGCGCUCAGGACAUGAUGAUGAGUAUGAAGCGCAAGAUCAGUGGCCAGUAGAGCUGCGACGUGCCCGUUUGAUACCAGCGGUAGACUAUCUACAGGCACAAAGGGUACGAGGGAAGCUGAUAAAGGAAGUUCGUGAGAGUUUUACUGUAGAUGCAUUCAUUGGCAAUGCAACCGAUUGGGAGAGGGUCUGCAUGGGAAAUCUUGUCGGUAUGCCUGUAAUUGUUGUUCCAACAGGUUUCAAAAGCAUUGAAGAUCCACCUAAAGGUGGUACCUGGAGAAGAACCACAAUAACAACAGGCAUAUAUGCGCCUCCUGACCAUGAUCACAUCGCGCUAGCAUUAGCUAUGGCAUACCAAUCAGCCACCAAUCACCACAAACAACGGCCACCUAUUGAUGACCUUGGGCCAAAUGACUUGGUUCCAAUUCCUGGGACAUUGUUGCGUUGCGAUCCCUUCCGCAAUUCAUGUUUAUGCUUCCAGCUCGAUCAUUGGUUGGCCAAGUCUUUUAAAUCUUUGUGAAAAUUCUGAAUUGCGAAUAGGAUUAUACAUUAAUGAGAGUACACUAUGUUGGACAAUUCUUCAAGCAAUGCUCUACGAUUGGUAUGUUACAUUACAGAGAAUAUUUACGUUCUAGUAGAUGAUACAUUACUGCAAGUACGUAUUUUUGCAUCGCCGAAAAGAAUGUUAAGGUAUCAAACAACUGCUAGAUUUUAUUGUGGGCCAUUGAUUUACUUUGUUGUUAGGAUCAUUGCAUGCGCUUAUUUUUUCUGCAUCACUUAAAACAUUCGAUUCUAAAUUGCUGGUUUAGUUUGAAUUUGUUGCCAUAAACUAGCUAUUAGGUGCAGAAGAAAAGCUCUUCCUUGUUCCCUUAGUCCAAAUGAAGCGACACCACUAACGAUG